Molecule: messenger RNA, 4100 nt
Organism: Polyodon spathula (Mississippi paddlefish)
Lineage: Eukaryota; Metazoa; Chordata; Actinopteri; Acipenseriformes; Polyodontidae
Product: melanoma inhibitory activity protein 2-like
Exons: 28
Coding region: 527-3193 (888 amino acids)
Biological process (GO): vesicle cargo loading; endoplasmic reticulum to Golgi vesicle-mediated transport; protein secretion
Cellular component (GO): endoplasmic reticulum exit site; endoplasmic reticulum membrane
Source: RefSeq, a predicted model, not a curated record
CGACGUUUUUGCGAACGUUUGGCAAACUUCCUUUUGGAAACUUUCUCAAUUAGCGUUUGUUAAACUCUUGUUCAUGUGUUAUUUAGUUUGUGUUGCCACAUCGUAACUUAACACGACGUUCCCAUGCAUGUGAAAACAUGGCAGUUUGGGGGGGUUGCUUUCAGCUCUUGGUUUUGCUAAUUUCGACAAGAAGUCAACGGCUGCUGUCGGACUUCAAAACAUGCGGAGAUGCCGAAUGUGAAAGUUUAAUAAGCGGUGUGCAAGCCAUAAGAGACCACAAAGGGCCUGACUGUAGAUUCCUAAACUUUAAAUCUGGUGCUGUGAUAUUUGUAUAUUAUAAACUGUCAGGACAAAGAGAUGACCUGUGGGCUGGCAGUAUUGACAAACAGUUUGACUAUUUCCCAAGAAAUGCAGUGGAAACUGAAGAGGUUUAUGUAUCAGAUGAAGUUCAGAUUCCUGCAAAGAUAAAUACAUCUCAGGAUGUACCACAAACACUUGCCUUCAGGCAGAUAAAACUGCAGAAGAGAUGAAUAGUGAUCAAGGAGCUAAAACAACUGAAGGGACUAAAGAAGACAGUACAUUCAGUUCUGUAAUGGUAAGAAGCAACAAGGGAGAUGAAAAGUCUAUUAGUACAAGUGGACUUCACAAAGGUAUUAAAGAUACUACAAUAACCUUGCAAACAGAAACCGAAUGGCCUUCAGAGAGUGUUCGAGAAGGAAAAGAUAAGACUUUAAGCAGGAACACAACAUCCCAAAUUAUUUUACAGUUAAAGGAGGACGCGUCUUCACAAAACGACAAAACAGAAGGUGUGUCUGUUGUGAGGAAAGCACUGCAUGCCAUGUAUGAAGCAUCUAGCCUUCUUAGACCUCUCUGGCCAUGUGUUCAACAUUUUGCCAAAACGGCUGUGUCAUUGCUUCCAGAGGACAUGAGACCUGGCCCAGACCUGCAUGGAUUACCAUGGGAAGUGGUGAUAGUAACAGCAUUUGUGGGAAUAUUGUCUGCACUUCUCUUUCUUUGUAGAGUCUGUCAAUCAAUUAAAAGCAGCUUAUACGUUGGAAGGGAGAAAAAACUUGCCACCAAAGUGGCUGAAUUACUUGAAGAAAAAUGCCAAGUUCUUGAAACACUUAGUGAAUGCAAACAGCAAUAUGAAAAACUUGAUGCAACCCUGAAAAAUGGCGGCCAUUCAGAACAAGCUUCAGAAAGAGAAAAUCUUCAGGUUAUGUCUAUGAAAUUGGAACACUCAAACUCUGACUUAAAAGAGGAAAUUGAGCAACUAAAGCAGGAUCUGGAUUCUCAGAGAACUGCAAGAUCACAACAAGAUGAACUGCUUGCAGAAAUACAGAGAUCCUUGAAAAGUUUAGAAGAAGAGGCAAUAGGCCUGAAGUCACAAAUGGAGCAGGCCCAAACUACAUUAAAAAUCUACCAAAUCAACAACGAACGACUGCAAACAAAUCUACAAGCUGCAAAGGAAGAGAAUUGCCAGCUUCAAGAAAGCAAAGCACAGCUUGUGCAAGAAGCUGAAGGAUGGGAUGAACGACUAAAUGAACUCACUGAACAGAUUAAGAUGUGUGAGGAGUCUCAGAAAGACAUGCAGGAGGAUUGCUCAAAUAAGGAUGAGCAGAUUAAGAAUCUUACAGACUGCCUGCUCAAGAUGAAAGAUUGGGAUUCUGAGCUGGAAGAUGACCAAACGACUCAAACCGAAAAUGGAGAAUACUUAGAUCAUCAGAAAGAACAAAUACAGAAUCUUAUUUAUGCAGUGAAGCUGCAUGCUGGGUUGAAAUCCAUUGAAGAAGAUAAAAACAGGAUUUUCACCAAACUAGCUGAUGAAGAGAAAGCAAAGAAGGAUCUCAAAGAGCAUAUUGAAAAGCUUAAGAAUGAUAAAGACGCGUUGCAGUCUGAAUGUACGAAGUACACAGGCAAGGCUCAGAAACUGCAGCAAAAACUCAAGAUUAUGACAGAGAUGUAUCAGGAAAAUGAACUGAAAUUACACAGAAAGCUUACUGUGGAAGAAAAAGAACGCACGCAGAAAGAGGAGAAGCUCACCAAAGCAGAUGAGAAAAUUACCCUUGCAGCAGAAGAGCUUAGCACUUACAGACAAAGAGCUAAAGACCUUGAGGAAGAACGAGAGAGGACUAACCAAGCCUACAAAAACCAGAUUGCCUCUCAUGAGAAGAAGGCAAAUGAUAACUGGCUGGCGGCACGGGCAGCUGAUAGAGAUCUUAAUGAAAUAAAGAGAGAGAACUCGCACCUCAGACAGCGGCUAACUGAUUCACAGUUUAAGCUGGAGAUGAUAGAGAAGGACCCAUAUGCUCUUGAUGUUCCAGGAAGACCACUGUUCAGAGGUGAAAGAUCCCCUUUUGGACCUUCACCUUUGGGAAGACCUGCAUCUGAAACAAGGGCCUUCCUUUCUCCACCAACGCUGAUGGAUGGUCCGCCCAGGGUCUCCCCACCGUUUCCUGGAGAGCCCGGCGGUAGAGCAUCAAGAGGUCUGCCAAAUCAUGCAGCUCAUCCAGUUCUUAGUGAAAGUUUGGACCCAAACUGUGACAGGAAUUUGGAUAACUACAGCACUCAUUCUGACAGUGGAUCAUUGUCUCCUACAUGGGAAAGAGAACGGAGGGUUCAUGUACCCCCACCAGGAUACCCCUACCCAGACCCUGUCUUUCCUUACCGAAGACCUCCCCCAGAGAGGGGAUACCCCAUGCCUCUGCCGUCAGGAAGAUUAUCAGGACCAGCUGAAAUACGUGGUUACAGCUUUCUUUCAGCAGAUGGAUCGUAUCUUCUAAACAGUUUAGACAAUUCAGGGGCAGCUGGAAAUGAAAACAAGGACAGUCUCUUGUCUAUGUCUGGAGAUCUGCCUCUUCCCUCUGAUGCGGAGUUAAGGGUGGACCCUGGUUUCGGGCCUCCAGUGAUGCGAGGACCUCUUCUGCCAAUGGAUCCGAGAGGUCACUUUUCUCAUAGGGGCCCAUAUGGGCCUCCAGAGUUUUUGCCCCCGAGAGGGCCUUGUGGUUCCCUACUAUUGCGUGGCCCCCCUCCACCAGGAAUGUUCCCUAGGUUCCCUCCUCCUCAACUGCAUCCUGGAUACCCCCCUGCAACGUACCCAACAGAAAGUGCAAGUGAACCUCCACCCAGACCGUCUCCUCCCACACAGCCCGGAGGACAUGCAGCCCCACCACCACCUCGGGAUAUUAUUUGAACUAGCUUCCAGACACUGUUCACGUAUUACAUUAAACUGUGGAUGUAGUCCAGUCGGGUGCUAGAUGUGCCACUAUCUCUUUUAUUGUGGUAAUGUCAUAGUACUGGUUUUAAUGUGGUAGUGAGCCUAUAUAGACAUACAAGAGUGAGUUGAUGUGCACCAAGAAAUAACCAUGUUGGUCCGGUGUGAUUUGGUGUUCAAGAAAAUUUUAGUCACAUAAUAAAUUCUUUGCUCAUUACUCAAAACUGACUUGGGACCUUCUAUACUGUAGCCCAGGAAUAUUUCAUACAGACUUUCCUUGCUGUAAGAAACAGAACCACAUGUAUGGCUUCCUGUAAACAUUGCAUACAAUUAAACUAAAGUAGCAUGUAGAAGGUUUAUCCACACAGCCUUGGCUUAUCUAGCCGACAAGUUCUGAAUAUUGGUGCUGGCACAGAAAAGAAAUGUGAAACAAAAUGAUGCAACAACAGUCAGAUAUUUUCAUAUUUUUUUUAUUUGAAUUUUGUAUUUGGUACUUAAUUUUCAGUUUGAUUUGAACAUUUGUAUAUAUUUUUUUUUUUUCUGGUCACUGUUCCCCAUGACUUGCUCUGCAACUGUACCAAAAUCAGCUAGCCGACUAGACAACCCACAAAAUGAGCAAAUAUACCCCAGAGCAUCUUGCCAGCUUUGCACAUGAAAUGUUUCAACUAAUUUUUAAAUCAUUUCAGAUUUUUCUGAAUUGUUUGGACUCAGGAUUUUUAAAUGUAUAAACUGUUACUGAGGUGUUCUCAUUUUUUACAUCUAUUUAAUCAAGUCUUUAAACCAUCCAUGUUACACACUGCAUUGUAAUUAUGUGUACAGUUGAGACUGGGAGGAUACUUUUUUUAAAUUACAUAAUUGUGUAUUGUGAAAAUAAAGAUGUAUUACA